Molecule: messenger RNA, 3059 nt
Organism: Myxocyprinus asiaticus (Chinese sucker)
Lineage: Eukaryota; Metazoa; Chordata; Actinopteri; Cypriniformes; Catostomidae
Product: E3 ubiquitin-protein ligase MARCHF11-like
Biological process (GO): protein ubiquitination
Molecular function (GO): zinc ion binding; ubiquitin-protein transferase activity
Source: RefSeq, a predicted model, not a curated record
AGGAGAAGCCGCUUUCAGCCAACGAGACACGGAGCACAGCGCGCCACACAGCCUGGGCAUCUGCAACUUUCAACAGAAGCUUGUGCCUUUCCAAGAAUGCAUGCGGUUUGAGAUACACAUCUAUGGCCAGACGAAACAACCUGCGUCCCAGAGGACAGAACUGAUUGAGGCCCGAGAGCACAGACUCCAGAUUUUGCUGUUUCAUUCUGGCUUUAGUGUUGUUCUUCAUGGAUGUGCACGCAGGGGCGGGUCCGUUGCACGUGCAGACGGUGGAAGAGCCACCGGGAGGCGCCACGGUGACUGUCACCACCGCACAGUGUCAGGUCGAAAAGGUGGUGGGGCGUGACGCCGACCUCAGCGAGGAAGCCCUACAGUCGGACGCUGGGGCUCAAACACCGGCAGCGGUUGAUCCAGUCACAGAGAUCGAGAGCGAGGCUGGCGCGCGUGCAGAGGCGGACAGACAGCUGGAGGAGCAGAGAGCGGGGAAAACGGAAACCGUGGGCUCCAGUUGCAGCAACGAGAGUUGCGUCCCGACCCCAGGCUGUCGGAUUUGCUUCCAAGGAGCCGAGCAGGGGGAGCUGCUGAGCCCGUGCCGCUGUGCUGGUUCCGUUCGACAUGCCCAUCAGCAGUGUCUGCUCAAAUGGAUCAGUGAAAAGGGCUCCUGGAGCUGUGAACUCUGUAACUACAGAUUCAACAUUCUGCCCAUACAUAUCAAGCCACCACUGCAGUGGCAGGCUGUCACCAUGACACUGGUGGAGAAAGUGCAGGUCAUUGCAGUGUUGUUGGGCGGCAUCUUCCUAUUGACCAGUGUGUCAUGGCUGCUGUGGUCAGCACUGAGUCCCGAGGCACUAUGGCAACGAAGUGACAUUCUUUUCCAAAUAUGCUACGGCAUGUAUGCCGUAAUGGAUCUUGUGUGUAUUGGUCUCAUUGUUCAUGAAGGUGGUGCUGUGUACAAUGUGCUGAUGCGUUGGCGGGCAGUUAAUCUUCUUUGGGACGUUCAGAACUACGAUAAAAGCCGAGACCUGGACAGCACACACAGUCCACACCGUAACAUAUGGCUGCCUCUCACAAACACGCAUACAGUCUCGAAGCACUCACACACAACCCAACUGGAGUCAUUGCCUCGAUGCCCCCUUCACCUCCUCUCCAUGUUCCUGAAUGUAACCUCUGACCUCUCCCCACAGGAGCAUGGCACAGGCAAGCUUGUUGUAAGGGUCACUUCAGUCUGACUUCAAAUGAACUAAUUCAGGGACCAAUCCACUCUCCCUGCACUGUCCAAAGAUGGGUGUGGCUAACAAAUGGGAGGUGCCUAAGUGUUGGGAGGAGCCUCACUUGAAAAGCACUUUAGAAGAUGCACAAACUGAAUUAAAUAUGGUAUUGUUAUUAUGUUGUAUUGUAUAUUGGACAAGGUUUUCAAGGUCUGGAGUUCAUUCACUGACUCUGGAUCAGCCUUUGAGCAUCAGAGUUCAACUGCAAAGCACACAUACAGGCAUAUACUAAAUUGUAAUACAGACACACGCACAUAGCACCUGCUAAAUGUAUUACUGUAGUUAAGACAAAUGAAUGUUUGUUUAAAACCAACUUUGGUUUUGUUUAGGUUUUUCAUAUUUCAAAACUUUCAAAUGCAGGGUUUUCCAAAAGUUUUAACACACUCUGAUAUAGACAUCCAUAGACCAAAGAGAAAUUUAGACAGAUGGGGCCACUGUAAGAAAUGACAAUUUGCUGUAUAGAACUGUUCAGCUGUGACGUCAAUUUGUAGGCAAACACAGAAGGCUAACUCUGUGUUGCAUCUGGAAUUUCCUAUGGGUUUUUAUAACAGGGUUUUUCAAUAUAUGAGUAAAAUAAGGUCUAUGAGAAAGAUUUCUUGAAGAUUCUUGGACGUUUUUGUGCAACAUAAAUUACACAGUCAUACCGCAAACAUGAAUUUUAAAAUCACUAUGUUUAAAAAAAAUGUACAUUGCUAACGAGUUGCUAGAUAAGGACUACAAAUACCACAAGCAUGUGAGUGUACGUGCCUGAUGAAUCUUAUCUAGCAACUUAUCUAGCAACAUACUAAAAACACAGCAGAUUUAAAAAUCACGUUUGGGGUAUGACUGUGUAAUUUAUGUUUUAGAACAAAACAUUCAAGCAUCUUAAAGGAAUGUUUCGCAGAGACCUUAUUUUACUCAUAAAUCCAAAAUUGCCAUUAAAAAACCCAUAGGAAAAUCCUGAGCAAUCCUUUGCUAAUUUCCAUAUGCUAAUUCUCUUCCAGGUUUUUGUACUACAACCUGAAAAGCUCCAUUCCCUCUUGAUUUCUCACACAGAUCAUUCCAUAUUGGAUAUGUCAGGGCUUUCUCUAGUGUGUAUGCAUCUUACAUCUCAUGUCGUAUUACAGCAAAAAACAAACUGGCUUUGCACUAUUAGUCUUGACUCAUAUAAAACUUAUAGAGUGGUCAGAUAUUUCAGUAAUCUUUGUGGUGCUGCUAGCCUAGUGGUUUAAUAUCUGUGUUAGUCACACAAGGCUUAUACAUUUAAAUUCCCAGCCAGGAGCAAGUGAUAAUUUUAACCAUUGUGGCCCAUAUCAACCUGACAAAUGUGAGUCUGCUAAUUCCUUCUGGGUCUAUUUGCUGUGUUGAGCUUAAUCAUCAAUAUGAAAUGGCAUUCACAACCCAUUUUACUUUCGUAAGAGAAAAGUAGGAAGGGACUUGAUUUUAUCCAUCUGAAAUUGAUUGGAUUGUGAAAAGUGGUCUUUAUAUUACAUGUGAUUGAAGGGGAGGAGAUGAAAAAUAAAAAGGGGUUGGUGACAUCAACUGAAAAGGAAAGUCAUUUCAGAGGCAGAGCAAGUUACUACAUUGUUUUGAUGAAAGAUUACAAAGACAGACAUUUCUUUUUUUAGAAUAACGUGCACUGAUGAAUCGAGCACAAUAAGAUCAGGUACAUAUAUUAAAGGAAUUUUCCGUGUUCAGUACAAGUUAAGCUCAGUCGACAGCAUUUGUGGCAUAAUAUUGAUCACCACAAAAAUUUAUUAAUUGUCCCUCCUUUUCUAAAAAAAAAAAAAAGCAAAAGUCAAGGUUACAGUG